UGGCAACGUUUUCUUCAAAGCCCGACAUGCGAAAGACUAUGAAAUCUGGGCUGAAAAUGUAUUUCCAGACAUUCUCUAGUUAGCCAUGCCUUUUUGGGGCUUGCUAUUCUCAGUCAUACUAUUACAAUUAAUCCUGGGACUGGCUAAUAUUGGACUGGUCGACCUUUUGAGAAUGUUGUCAGACUCAUUAGGCUCGAAUACUUAUUCAAUACGUACGGUACAACAAGUGAACAAGGGACGUACUCAACAGUGAUCAUGACCUCCGCGAAUUCACCGUCAGCGACUCACCUUACUGUGUUUUAUUUGCCAAGGAAAUGCAGAAAGGGGUAAUGAACUAGUGCGCCGCCGCAAGUCGUGCUGGGUCUCGAUAACCUGCUGUUUUGCACUAUUCGGGCCGCCCAUAGUCCAGCUUUGCACUCACUCUCCAACUGCAACCAAAAUGCGGAAUUUUGCUUUAGGACCUUCGACCCUUCCAGUCUCUUUACCUGUGCUGCCGUACCUGCUACUUCGAGAAAUUCAACUGCCAUACCCGCCAGCGCAAUCUGCGGGCACAUUGCGGGCGGCUCUAGGUGUUUGAAAUACCAGAAGUGGUACUCGCCACUUUGUCCAGCGUGGUACGACGAGUCCUGACACCCCCCUCCCUCAACUCUCGGAGUCGCUAUGUACAGCCGACCCAGACCACUGCCAUACCCUCCCACUCGAAUUACUUCCUCUUUCCGGUCACGACAAGUUGUGACGCAUCAAAAUCAGCUGAAUGAGAAGACCCUCCUGUUGUUACUUGAUAACCUACAACGCAAGUUGCUGGAGCGGCGUGGGCAACAGACGACGCUUGUGGUGCAUGGCGGCAUCGUCGCUGUACUGGCACACAAAUGCCGGGCUGUGACAACAGAUAUUGAUUAUAUUGACCGUGUGUUACCUGAGGAGUUGGAUCUUCCGAUGAAGAAGCCAGGGUUCUCAUUCGGCGCGUUCAUGAAGAAGGUCUCUCGUAUAUUCAGUGGUAAGAAGAAACCCGAUACAAGGACCAUUCUCAAGGAGUGCAUAGCGGAAGUUGCUGCUGAAUUCAAUAGCAGGUAUUCGAACCCGUUGAUUGUCCUUGAACAUGACUGGAUGAACUCUGCGGCCGAUGUCGCGCUUCCCUGGCAUCUCGAUCGUGACUGUUACAUGGUGGACCCACUCGUUACGUCCGCUGUGCGCGAUGCCGAGGCACAUGGCCGCGCACUAUAUGACUCGCCAGGCUUACGGCUAAUUGGAAUUACACCAUCCUGGAUAUUCGCACUCAAGUUACAACGUUUCUCGAUUAUGGACGAAGAUGACAUCGUGUGCUUAUUAGCGAAGGAUGGCGCAUGUGCGAAAUACUCCGAGGACGACUUUGCACAGAUGGUGGAGCGGCGCUUGCGCGUGGACUGCCCCGUCAUGGACUAUGAUCAUUACCCUGAGCGUGCAAUGUCAGAGUGGAGAACGCGUUUGAGAGAAUGCGUGAGGAAGGCGAGAUAUGAGAUAGCUAUGGAGAGGAGAAUGUCCAGAUGAUAGAAGAGGGCUACGUCGUUGAGGUUCUAGUGGUAGUACUGGUGGUAUUGAGGUAGUAAUCUUACACUCCUUUGGUCGUCCCUGUCUUAUGUAAAAACCUAAUCACUUCAAUGUGCGAGGCGGUACGAAU
This is a messenger RNA of Fomitiporia mediterranea MF3/22, 1657 nucleotides long. RefSeq lists its product as uncharacterized. The transcript has 2 exons. NCBI's taxonomy places the organism in Eukaryota, Fungi, Basidiomycota, Agaricomycetes, Hymenochaetales, Hymenochaetaceae. The record is from RefSeq and is a predicted model, not a curated record. The coding region runs from base 661 to 1527 and encodes 288 amino acids.